This is a messenger RNA of Fonsecaea multimorphosa CBS 102226, 732 nucleotides long. RefSeq lists its product as uncharacterized. Gene Ontology annotation, molecular function: transcription cis-regulatory region binding; DNA-binding transcription activator activity, RNA polymerase II-specific. Lineage: Eukaryota; Fungi; Ascomycota; Eurotiomycetes; Chaetothyriales; Herpotrichiellaceae. The coding region runs from base 1 to 732 and encodes 243 amino acids. The record is from RefSeq and is a predicted model, not a curated record. Gene Ontology annotation, cellular component: RNA polymerase II transcription regulator complex. The transcript is spliced from 2 exons.
AUGUCAAUACCAAAGCAGAGCCCGACACAGUCUUCAAGGCAUUCACAGCCCUCGACGACGACCGCUCCUGGGCUUGUCCCAAGCUCUCCUCAGGAUCAUGGUGCUCUGAGUCAAGAGGACAUAGACAGUCUCUUCAGCUUUGAUGUCUUUUCCCAGCAGGACAAUCUGGAGGAAUGGUUUCGUCAGGUCUCGACGGAGGAAAUGUGGCAGCACGAUCACGAAGCAUUCGAUGAAUUCUGGGGCGACUCGGGCGCAGGGACUGAUCAACCUCAAGGGUCAACUACAACAACCUACCAGACCACCCACGAGCUGCUAUACGGUUCGCGGCUUGAAGAAGAUGACGGCAACGAUGAUGGGACCCCUGUCGGCGGUCGAGAAGAAGGGGUCACUCACUGCAGUCAGAAAGACCGCCAGCGAGACGAAGCGUCAGCCGACAACAAGGACAAUAUCACUACGACUGGUGCCCAUUCGUCGACAAAGACAGACUCCCCUUCCCCGAGCGACGCCGAACAGAAACGCAAAAUGCAGAACCGACAGGCCCAACGCGCCUUCCGGGAACGUAGAGUCAAAUACGUGCAUGACCUGGAGAACAAAGUCAAGGACCUGUUGCUGUAUGCCGAGUCGUUGAAACAUGAAAACCAGAUGUUGAGGGCCCGGGGGCAGUGGCUGAGCGGCCAGCUGAAGAGCUUCUACCGGCAACGGCAAGCUUCUUCAAGGCGCAGUCCGUCCUGA